Hyphopichia burtonii NRRL Y-1933 is the source of this 2457-nucleotide messenger RNA. RefSeq lists its product as uncharacterized. Gene Ontology annotation, biological process: clathrin coat assembly; vesicle budding from membrane; clathrin-dependent endocytosis. The coding region runs from base 178 to 2298 and encodes 706 amino acids. Gene Ontology annotation, cellular component: clathrin-coated pit; clathrin-coated vesicle. The record is from RefSeq and is a predicted model, not a curated record. NCBI's taxonomy places the organism in Eukaryota, Fungi, Ascomycota, Pichiomycetes, Serinales, Debaryomycetaceae. The transcript has a single exon. Gene Ontology annotation, molecular function: clathrin heavy chain binding; phosphatidylinositol-4,5-bisphosphate binding; 1-phosphatidylinositol binding.
AUUUGAUUUCAUUCAAAGAUCAGUCAACUUGUUUAGGUGAAUAACACUUAACCUGCUAUUCAUUAGAAUUGAUUUGUAUUGGUCUGGUGCUGUUCAAUUGAGAGUUUGAUCCUGUUAUUCCGAUUUGAGUUUUUCCCACGUCACCAAUCCAAUAAUACUUAAUUGUUAACAAAUAAUAUGACUACAUAUGAAAAGAUUGUUAAAGGAGCUACCAAAGUGAAAGUAGCGGCUCCGAAGCCUAAAUACAUUGAACCAAUAUUAAUGUCAACCUCAAUAGAUCACUCGGUGGCUGCUGAAAAUUUCCAUACGGUAAUGAGGGCUUUACAAACAAGACUUCAAGAUAGUGCAUGGUCAGUUGUUUAUAAAUCAUUAAUUGUGAUUCAUAUAUUGAUUAGAGAAGGUGAUCGAGAUGUUACUUUGAAAUUUUUAUCUCAAAAAGCUCCUUAUAUGUUAAAUUUAUCUGAUUCGAAUAUUCUGAAAAAUCAUAAUUUUAAUUCAGAUGUUCGGUUUAUUAUGAAAUACGCUAAAUAUUUACAUGUUCGGGUUAAGCAAUACGCCGAAACUGGUAUCGACUAUGUUAGAGACGAAAGAUCAAAUAAUAGUACUAAUCAAAGUGGCGGUAGACUACGUUCAUUAGCAGUGGAAAAAGGGUUAUUAAGAGAAGCUGAAAGUGUUCAAAAACAAAUUGAUUCCCUAUUGAAAAAUAAUUUUACUGAAAAUGAUGUAAAUAAUGAUAUUACUUUAACUGCUUUCCGUUUAUUAGUUAAUGAUUUAUUAGCUUUAUUUCAAGAAUUAAAUGAAAGUGUUAUAAAUUUAUUAGAACAUUAUUUUGAAAUGUCGAAGGUUGAUGCUGAAAGAGCUUUAAAAAUUUAUAAAAAAUUUGUUGAUCAAACAAAAUAUGUUAUUGAUUAUUUAAGAGUUGCAAAACAUUUAGAAUACGCUACCAAACUUCAUGUCCCAACGAUAAAACAUGCCCCAACUGCAUUAACUUCUUCUUUAGAAGAAUACUUAGAUGAUCCAAAUUUCGAACUUAAUAGAAGACAAUAUCUCAUGGAAAAAAAUUUAGAUACAAGUAAACCUUCAUCUGGUAAAAAAGACGUGAAAAUUUCGAAUCCUCCUCCUGAAAACUUACAACCUCCAAAUCAAAAUCAAGAUUCUUCCAAUAGUCAAAGACCAGAGUCCCUUAUAGUUCAACAGUCAACUUUUAAUCCUUGGGCUGGUAAUAUUGGUCAAGUUCAAGCUCCAAUUUUUACAAACCCCAACGGUAAUCAAUUAGGUAUGAUUCCUCAAGGCCAAGUAGUAAACCAACAACAACAAGUUCAAGCACAGCAACAAGUUCAAGCACAACCACAAAUUAAUCCGACAUACACUGGAGCUGGCUUUGGUGGUUAUGGUCCUCAAUCAAAUAACCCAAUUCAAUCCCAAGUCACUGGUAAUAACCCAUUCUUACAACCCCAACAAACUCAAACUCAACAACUAGGUACCAAUACUCAAGCUUUUAAUCAGUUAUCACAACCUCAACAACAAUUCCAGCCGCAACUUCAACCUCAAUAUACUCAACCUCUUCCUCAACAGCAGCAAUUUGUUCAACCACAACAAUCAUUACAACCUCAACUAACCGCCCCUCAAAAUGGUAAUGCUGGUGGAUUAAAACGUUCCAAUACUAACCCAUUCGCUAAAUUAACAUCUUCCGUUACUGGUAAUCCAAUUUCGGCAAAUAAUACAAACCCUUUUGCCAAUACAAGAUUUGCAAAUAAUAACACAACAGCAUUAACUUUCGAAAAUGAACGUCCUCAACCUAAUAGCGUACAACCUAUUAAUCCAACCACUACCGGUAGCAAUCCUUUUAAAGUUUCACAAACCACAACAAACCUUUUCAAUCAUGCUCAAUCUCAACCUCAAACUUUGAAACCUCAGCCAACCGCUGGAGGAUUAGAAAAUUUACCAACUGUUGCUGUAUUCCCGAAAACCCAAGAAGAUCAACAAAGAGAUUUGUAUAUAAAUCAAGCUAAGGUUGGAUUACAACAACAAGCUACUGGAUUUCAACAAUUUCAACAACAACCCACCCAGCAGUUUCAACAACAACCCACCCAGCAGUUUCAACAACAACCCACCCAGCAGUUUCAACAACAACCUACUCAACCAUUCCAACAGCAACCCACUCAACCAUUCCCACAACAACCAUUUCAACAACAACCUACCCAGCAAUUCCAGCAACCACCUCAACAAUUCCAGCAGGCUCCUAUUCAACAACCAGUUUUCACAAAUAGUGUUUAUGAAGGACCUAGUUUGAUCUAGUUCCACAGUUCUUUUUAAUUUCCGUUUUCCUAAAUUUGCUUUUAUCUUUUUCUUAAUUUUUAUAACAAUUAACUUCAUCAAUUUAAACAGUAUAAUGCUUUGUUCAUUUUCUCAUUUGUUUUACUAAAAAAUCUUCAUACAUUUUUAUACUCAAGUUAC